AUGGCCACCCCCGAUGUGAGUGUCCACAUGGAGGAGGUGGUGGUGGUGACGACGCCUGACACGGCGGCGGAUGGCAGUGGUGUGGAGGAGGUGAAGACUGUGCUGGUCACCACCAACCUUGCCCCGCACGGCGGUGACCUGACGGAGGACAACAUGGAGACGGAAAAUGCCGCGGCGGCUGCUGCAGCGGCGUUCACAGCAUCCUCGCAGCUCAAGGAGGCCGUGUUAGUGAAGAUGGCUGAAGAAGAGGAGAGCCUGGAGGCAGAGAUCGUGUACCCCAUCACCUGCGGGGACAGCAGGGCCAACCUGAUCUGGAGGAAGUUUGUAUGCCCCGGCAUCAAUGUGAAGUGUGUGCAGUACGAUGAGCACGUCAUCAGCCCAAAGGAGUUUGUGCACCUGGCCGGCAAGUCCACCCUGAAGGACUGGAAGCGAGCCAUCCGGAUGAACGGCAUCAUGCUUAGGAAGAUCAUGGACUCUGGGGAGCUGGACUUCUACCAGCAUGACAGGGUCUGCUCCAACACCUGCCGCAGCACCAAGAUCGACCUCUCUGGGGCGCGCGCGUCCCUGGGCAGCCCCACGCCCACCGAGUACAUCCCGCUCACGCCGGCCACCGCUGAUGUGAAUGGGGCUCCUGCAACCAUCACCAUCGAGACCUGCGAGGACCCAGGGGACUGGACCACAGCUGUUGGAGAUGAUACAUUCGCCUUCUGGCGGGGGCUGAAGGACGCAGGCCUGCUGGAUGAGGUCAUACAAGAGUUCCACCAGGAGCUGGUGGAAACCAUGAAGGGCCUGCAGCAGCGGGUGCAGGACCCGCCCCUGCAGCUCCGAGACGCCGUCCUCCUCAACAACAUUGUACAAAACUUCGGCAUGCUGGACCUGGUGAAGAAGGUGCUGGCCAGCCACAAGUGUCAGAUGGACCGUUCUCGGGAGCAGUAUGCCCGCGACCUGGCAGCCCUGGAGCAGCAGUGUGACGAGCACCGCCGGCGGGCCAAAGAGCUCAAGCACAAGUCACAACACCUCAGCAACGUGCUUAUGACGCUCACGCCGGUCUCCCUGCCGCCCCCUGUCAAGCGGCCGCGGCUCGCGAGGGCCACGUCCGGGCCGGCCGCCAUCGCCUCGCAGGUGCUCGCCCAGUCUGCCCAGAUCGCCCUGACCCCCGGCGUGCCCGUCUCCCAGUUCACCAGUGUGCCGCUGGGCAAAGUGGUGUCCACCCUGCCCUCCCCCGUGCUGGGCAAGGCUGCGCCCCAGGCCGCUCCAGCCAGCUCCCCCGCCUCGCCGCUGCUUGGCGGCUACACGGUGCUGGCCUCCUCCGGCACCACCUUCCCCAACACGGUGGAGAUCCACCCGGACACGUCCAGCCUCACGGUCCUGAGCACGGCCGCCAUGCAGGACGGCAGCACUGUGGUCAAGGUGGUGAGCCCAUUGCAGCUGCUCACCUUGCCCGGCCUGGGCCCCACCCUGCAGAACGUGGCCCAGGUGUCGCCCGGGGGCAGCACCAUCGUGACGGUGCCCACGGGGACUGUCGAGAGUGCCGUGGCUGCCCCGGGACCUGAGGAGCACACAGCCACCAUCGAGGUGGCCACCAUGGCGGAGGGCCAUGAGCACAAGUAG
Messenger RNA from Rangifer tarandus platyrhynchus (Svalbard reindeer), 1611 nucleotides. The record is from the annotation of a GenBank genome assembly. Lineage: Eukaryota; Metazoa; Chordata; Mammalia; Artiodactyla; Cervidae.